AUGGAAGCAGCCGACGAUCAGCGACCGCAGCCGCAGCUGGAGAUGCCGCAGCACGACAAGGCGUACACAUUCGCCGCCGCCGAGGAGAUGGCGACCACCACCACCACCAAGACGAAGCAGCUCUCCGAUGAAUCCGACGCCGGCGAGCCAGAGGAGAACUACCGCGGAUGGAAGUCAAUGCCCUACGUCAUAGGGAACGAGACGUGCGAGAAGCUGGGCACCAUCGGCACCACGGCCAACCUGCUGGUGUACCUCACCACCGUCUACGGCAUGACGGGCGCCAGCGCCGCCACCUUGCUCAGCCUCUGGUCGGGCACCGUCAGCAUGGCGCCGCUCCUGGGCGCCUUCCUCAGCGACAGCUACCUGGGCCGCUACACCACCAUCGCGCUCGCCUCCAUCGCCUCCUUCCUCGGCAUGAUCAUCCUCACCCUCACCGCCGCCGUGCCGUCCCUCCACCCCGCGGCUCAUCCCAAACCCACCACCAGGCCGUCGUCGCUCCAGAUGGCCGUGCUCCUCGCCUCCUUCGCGCUGCUCGCCGUGGGCGCCGGCGGCAUCCGCCCCUGCAACCUGGCCUUCGGCGCGGACCAGUUCGACCCGCGCACCCCCGCGGGCCGCCGGGGCAUCAACAGCUUCUUCAACUGGUACUACUUCACCUUCACCAUCGCCAUGAUGAUCUCCGCCACCGUCAUCAUCUACCUCCAGAGCAACGUCAACUGGGCGCUGGGGCUCGCCGUGCCGGCCACGCUCAUGGGCCUCUCCUGCGUGCUCUUCUUCAUGGGCACGCAACUCUACGUCCGAGUCCGGCCCGAGGGCAGCCCUUCACCAGCUUCGCACAGCAGCCUCGUCUCCAAGAUCGCGUACACCGACCAGUUCCUCUGCCUCGACAAGGCCGCCGUGCGCACCCCUGACGACGACGCCAACAACCCCAUCAACCCAUGGCGCCUCUGCACGCUGCAGCAGGUGGAGGAGGUCAAGUGCCUGGCGCGCCUGUUCCCCGUCUGGUCCUCCGGCAUCGUCUACUACAUCGUGCUCACCAACCUCGGCAACUACAACGUGCUCCAGGCCAUGCAGACCGACCGCCACGUCGGCCGCGGCAGCUUCCAGAUCCCCGCGGGCUCCUUCGUUGUCUUCAACAUGCUGGCGCUCACCCUGUGGCUCCCCUUCUACGACGGCGUGCUCGUGCCGGCCAUGCAGCGCCUCACCAAGCGCGAGGGCGGCAUCACCCAGCUGCAGCGGAUCGGCGUCGGGAUCGUCCUCUCCAUCGUCACCAUGCUUGUCGCUGCCGCCGUCGAGAGACACCGCCGCAGGGUCGGCGACAGCACCUCCUGCUUCCUGCUCGUGCCGCAGCAGAUGCUGGCCGGCCUCUCCGAGGCGUUCGCCAUCAUCGGACAGGUCGACUUCUACUACAAGCAGUUCCCGGAGAACAUGCGCAGCGUCGCGGGGGCGCUGCUAUCCCUGGGCUUCGCCAUAGCCAGCUACGCCAGCGGGCUCAUGGUCAGCGUCGUGCACGGGACCACGGGCGGCCGCGACGGACGCCCCGACUGGCUGGCGCAGGACCUCAACCAGGGACGCGUCGACCUCUACUACCUGCUCAUCGCCGCCAUGGCGGCCGUCAACCUCGUCUACUACGUCGUCUGCGCGCGCUGGUACAGGUUCAAGAAGCCGGCAGCCGCCGACGCCGACGUGGAGCUGGAGCUGGAGCUGGAGGGAAAGGCCGCAGCGCCUCCUGUCUGA
This is a messenger RNA of Miscanthus lutarioriparius, 1734 nucleotides long. The record is from the annotation of a GenBank genome assembly. NCBI's taxonomy places the organism in Eukaryota, Viridiplantae, Streptophyta, Magnoliopsida, Poales, Poaceae.